Molecule: messenger RNA, 861 nt
Organism: Cryphonectria parasitica EP155
Lineage: Eukaryota; Fungi; Ascomycota; Sordariomycetes; Diaporthales; Cryphonectriaceae
Exons: 2
Source: RefSeq, a predicted model, not a curated record
AGAGUGGCUAUCCUCAACAUGGCCUCGCCGCUCUCGCCAGGCGGCGGGUUCCUUAACGGCGCCACCAGCCAGGAAGAGUCCCUGUGCAUGGCGACUACGCUCCUCCCAGCCUUACGCGACGAGUUCUACCGCCUGCCAGAGGUGGGGUGUGUCUACACCCCCGACGUGCUCGUCUUCAGGACAAUGGCAUCGUCGUCAUCGUCGUCGUCGUCGUCGGACAGGUGGUUUGUUGAUGUCGUGAGUGCUGCUAUGCUGCGCCUGCCUGAGACCGAGAUCGAUGAAGAUACGGGGCUUGGAAAGUAUGUUCACGCCAAGGACAGGGAGCUUGUUAUCGACAAGAUGAGGGCUGUGAUGCGCGUUUUUCAAGCUAAACAGGCGAAAAGGGUUGUCCUUGGUGCUUGGGGCUGUGGUGCGUACGGGAAUCCCGUCGGUGAGGUUGCAAGGGCGUGGAAGAAAGUGCUGCUCGGUGGGAAUAGCAAAAGGGUGAAGCAGAAAGGAAAGGCUGCUGAACCUCGGAGCGCUUGGGACGGGAUCGAAGAGGUGGUGUUUGCGGUCAAGCAUGCCGGGAUGGCCGAGGCUUUUCAGGCUGCCUUUGGUAAGGAGCACUUGGAGUGGGUGGAUGAUGAGGUCGGAGACGUGGAAUCACAGGGUGGGGAGGAGGAUGCUGAGGAGAAAAGACAGAGCGAUGAGGUUUCUGAGAGAAUUCGUGGGCUCAAAUUGCGUAUUGAUCGUGCACCCGAUCCUCACGUCAAGGCAGGGCUGGAGGCGGUGCUGGCAGGAUUACUACAGAGUCAAAAGUCUAUGGUUUCAAUAUCUUCAAAGGAAGAGUAUGAUAGCGAACAGGAAGAGGACGUAUGUUGA